Messenger RNA from Xiphias gladius (swordfish), 2531 nucleotides. RefSeq names its product ureidoimidazoline (2-oxo-4-hydroxy-4-carboxy-5-) decarboxylase (gene urad). Gene Ontology annotation, molecular function: carboxy-lyase activity. The transcript has 2 exons. Bases 51 to 584 code for a protein of 177 amino acids. The record is from RefSeq and is a predicted model, not a curated record. Gene Ontology annotation, biological process: allantoin metabolic process. NCBI's taxonomy places the organism in Eukaryota, Metazoa, Chordata, Actinopteri, Istiophoriformes, Xiphiidae.
GGUCAAUAAGCACGGCCGGUGCAACCACUAAAAAGUGUCCCCACAUAGACAUGGACAUCAACACAGUAAAUGCUCUUCCUUACGAUGAUUUUGUGAAUAUUUUUGGCAACGUGGUGGAGAAAUGUCCCAUUAUAUUAGCUGCUGUGUGGUCGAGGCGUCCCUUUGUGAGCUUGCCUGCUUUGGAGGCUGCCAUUACUGAAUUCAUCGAUGGUCUGCCGGAAUCAGGUAAAGAGGGGAUCCUCAGGUGUCACCCGGACCUCGCGGGCAGGGACCUCCAUAGGGGCACAUUGACCCGGGAGUCGCGCGAGGAGCAAGCACGUGCCGGGCUGGACGCGCUGGAGUCCGCGGAAGCCUCGCGCAUGGCCCGGCUCAACGAGGAGUACAAAGAGCGGUUUGGGUUCCCGUUUGUCAUCUGCGCCCGGAUGAACGACAAGGAGAGCAUCUUACGGCAGCUGUCCGAGCGCUGUCAGAACGAGCGCGUGGUGGAGAGGGCGCGCGGCAUAGAGGAGGUGAAGAAGAUAUGCCGCCUGCGUCUCCAGAGCCUCGUGCUCCCUGACGCUCCAAAAAAAGUUAUGACCCAUUAAUUACUGGCGUUAAUAUUGAAUUUAGCCUGUGCCAGGUAAACCACCUGGACGUAAAGACUGCCAUUGCUAUCAGACCUAUGCAGGUUGUGGUAUUUGUUUUAUUCAAAGUAUGUAUUAUGUGUGCUCUUCAUCCAUCAUACUGUAUAAUUAAUUUUUUCAAACAAUAAAAUAUGUGAAACAUUGAUUAUGAUUUUUUUCAAUUUACAUGAUGUAAGCUUAUAUAAACACAUGUGAACAUUGAUAAUAUUGCAAAUACAUUUUCCUGACAGUCAUAUUAUGCAUAAAGGUGUGUGCAACUGGUUUGUGUAGGGUUGUCUCAGCAUGCCAUCUGGUGUCCAAAAAAAAUGUCCAAGCAUGCAUGGCGAAAGUAGGAUGAAGAAAUGUCUCUUCAGUCCACAAACGGCACACUGUGAUAUCCAAUAAGGGGGCUUACGGUGGUCCUUCAGUGAGUUCAGGGAGAUCUCAGUAAAAGGGGGGACAUUAGUUAAAAAAUGCCAUCUCACACCCUAACUUAAGGAGAGGCUGUUUCCCUCUGUCCACUGUUAGCAGCCCAAUUAUGAACCGCACAGGCUUUCUGAAAAUAUAAAUCCUCUCAAAUGGCACUGCCUUGAAAUAUGGGCCUUGUAGCCUAUUUCUAUUGGGUUUCAAUCUUUGCAGUAUUAGUUUAGGUCGUAGUCUAGAGGAUAAGUGUCUUCUGCGGGCCUAUGCGGGCUCUCUGGUCCCAGAAGCGGAGAGAGAGUGACCGUGCAGCGGGGAAACGGGCGGCGUAGCGGUUAGAGGUCCGUUUGUGGAGGAGACCCCUCCCGCGGCCUCCCCCUGGUCACCAGAGGUGAUGGAAGAGUCCUGGUCCGGUUCGGCCCCCCUUGCCUUCCUCCGGUCCUCCUCCUUUUUCCACUUCAUGCGCCGGUUCUGGAACCAGAUCUUGAUGUGGCGCUCGGUGAGGCUCAGGGUCAGCGCCAGCUCCACGCGGCGAGGCCUCGAGAUGUAGCGGUUGAACAGGAACUCCUUCUCGAGCUCCAGCAGCUGGGCGCGCGUGUAGGCGGUCCUCGUGCGUUUGUUUUCCUCAGUCUCUGCCAUCAUGUAUGGCCCUAGAGACAGAACGGAAAUUUAGUCCUAUUCUCUUUACAAAUUAGGUUGUAUAAAAGGUAUUUAAUGGUUUAUUAUCAGCUUUGUUUGGACUGGAUCUCCAAAAAAAUACUUUUAAAUUUAUUUUGUUAAUAUUGUUCUUAAUUUUUUUUUAAGUGCAAAUGACCUAUGUGCAUUAUUAAAAUUGCAUGGGGUUCUGACCACUCCGCAGGCUCCUGCAGAAACAACAGUACAUAUUUGUCUUAUGAUAGCCAGUAGAAUAAACAUUUAUUCACUUGUAAUGUUACGAGGAAUUUACAGUCACUUCAGAUUUACCAAAAAUAUACAUCCUUGAUCCGCUUGGGAAAUUUUGGAAGCAACAGGUGAAAUGAGGACACGCUAAAGCUGUAAUAUGUUCUUAUGGGGGGAAAAAAAACCAUUUUGUUUUUAAAUCACAAAACUCACUUUGGAAUGAGCUCAGUUGAGGACUGACUCCUGUAGCUUACCGAUGGCCACAUAAUUUUAUUUAUUCCAAGAUUAGUCUACAGUUUGCAGUUAGCCCGAUUAGACAUGCAUCACUUGCUUAAAAAUGGGGCUUUUAAUAUCAGCAAUCAAUCAGAUAUACUAUCAAUAAUUACCAAUAUUAUCACAGUGUUAAACUGAUAUGAGACACUGGGAAAAAAAUUCCCCAAAUGUCUUUUUGUGUUGAUUCACACAAUGAAAGUAUAAUUGAAAGUACGGGCUACAUUUUAGGUUUUUGUUGUUGUUGUUGUUGUUGUUUUACAAAUUGUUAUAAUUAACAGUUUAAUUGUAACAAUUUUUUUCGAAGGCAAAAAGCGUGUUUAGCCACUGACCGUUCAAAUGCUUGUGGUCAGGGUCAGU